AUGAUUCGUGGAUCUCGUGAGGAUCAGAAUCCAACCGCGACUUCCCACGAGGAUCUGUCGGGAGUUGAAACAUCUCGGAUUUGGCUCCCCGCUUUUAUGGCAUUUUGUUGGUACCAUCCCUGCUCUUCUACAGGAGAUUAUCGCUGUUUACCAUCUCCUCUCUCCUCCAACAGCGACGGAGGCUGUGGUGUUGAUUCAGAGCAGAUGGGUGAAUUUUACUGCGGGAUGCAGGAAAUAGCGGAGCUUCGAGGAUAUUAUUCUAUAGCUAUCGUGGUAUUGAUGGAACAGCUUUAUAGCUUUGCACGACACAAACGUGGCUGCAAGAAAUCAAGCUGUCUGAAGAAAUACUGUGAAUGCUAUCAGGGUGGAGUUGGCUGUUCCAUAAACUGUAGAUGUGAAGGAUGUAAGAAUGCAUUCGGCAGAAUAUAUGCCUCAGGGUCUUUACAUGUGAUCAUGGAGAGCAAACACACAGAGGAUCAUGAGAUAUAUGAGAAAAGAACAGCAAAGAUCCAACACAACUCUGAGGUUCCAAAAGAAGUGGAGCAAAUCCCAAGUUCUGAUCAACCUUCAACACCUAUGACACCACAUUUUGUGGUUCAUCAGCCAUUUUUGUCCAAGAACAGGCUGCCUCCGACACAAUUUUUCCUUGGCGCUGGUUCUUCGUCCUCUUGGAGAAAAGCAGACGGUGAAUUCACGCAGUCAAGGAAUGAGAAGAAGAAGACUCUUGAAACCGUGGCCCAAGACAAAAUAGAGAUUAUGACUGAGAUUCUCAUCACUUGCCCUAUAACCACCAUCAAGGCCAUCUCUCCCAACAGCAAGAGAGUCUCUUCUCCGCAUCCCGGCUCAUCGGAAUCGGGCUCGAUCCUAGGGAAGAGAAGUAAUGACCGGAAGCUGAUCUUACGGUCUAUUCCAGCUUUUCCUUCUCUUAACCCAAAUUGA
Messenger RNA from Microthlaspi erraticum, 939 nucleotides. NCBI's taxonomy places the organism in Eukaryota, Viridiplantae, Streptophyta, Magnoliopsida, Brassicales, Brassicaceae. The record is from the annotation of a GenBank genome assembly.